Boleophthalmus pectinirostris (great blue-spotted mudskipper) is the source of this 1208-nucleotide messenger RNA. Its product is annotated as small integral membrane protein 32-like. The transcript has 2 exons. Lineage: Eukaryota; Metazoa; Chordata; Actinopteri; Gobiiformes; Gobiidae. The record is from RefSeq and is a predicted model, not a curated record. Bases 585 to 938 code for a protein of 117 amino acids.
CAGGAAGAGUGUCUGCGCGCGGCUGUGGCUGAACUUAAUUAAUCCCACCUUUUCGUCUCUUCUUAGUCAUCCUGGAUCAAUAGUCCCGUAAGAGUGUCUCCGCGCCAUAUAUCAAAAGGCUAUCGAUGAGCACUUGGAUAAAAGAAGGGCUGGCAAAAGAGGGCGACCAGACUUGCCCUUUAUUCUUUUGCGCACAGGACGCACAAGGCAAAGGAGAUUGUUUUGCAGUGUCACACAGUUGGGACAUGUGUACUGUUGAACUUCACUUUUAAAGCCGAAUCUUCAUUGGAUUCAAGGCAAAAUCUUGCGCACAGUUUGGAUUUUAAACCGAAAAUAUCACGAUGGAUUUCUAUACGUGCGCGCUGACCCAUUCUCAUUCAGUUGGUUUGGUCUGAUAUAGUGGACGCUGUGGUGCCACAUAUGGACAGUGGCUCCAUCUCAGCGCGUCUUCUGUGGAGCAGGAGCACACAGAACUGGACGCUAAGGAAUGCAGAGGCGACACUUCGUCUUGUCCACUCCAUUUGCGCAACUCUUUGAAGCGCGCCACAAACUGACCAAGGGAGCCGGUGAGCCUCCGCCUCACCAUGCUCAGACAGAUCCUCCUCAACUCCACUGACAACACGGAUUUUGGCCUGGUCCUCAUGACACAGUCCUCUACGCACGCACCCUCUUCUCUCAACUCGUCCCACAGCAGUGGAUCUGUGAGCGUGGCGGCGCUCCUCAGGCCCACCGCGGCGCGUGGGAGCUCCGGGGGAGGAGGGAUGCGCGAGGGCGAGCUCCACAAGCCCGACCUGGUCACCUACAUCGUCAUGUGCCUGCUGCUUUUUCUCCUGGUGCUGCUCAUCGUGUUCUUUAUUAACUGCCAGCUGCGAAACUCUUUCUUCGCCUCCAUGCCAUAUGACAGGUCCCUGAGAGAAGCCCGGACCUCUUACAAAUAGACAUUAACCGAACUGUGCCAGGACUAUUAUCGCAGUGUAAAUGACCCAGUGAUGCUGCUGCACAGCAUUGACCAUGUAGUACCCCCUUCAGUGUUCUGGGAGCAUAUGAGACUCUGCUGCAAAGGUUACCAAAAACACAAGGUGCAGACAUUUUCAUAACCACAGGCCUACAUAUGAGUUCAUAAGAGUAAAAUAAAUAAAAAAAUAAGCUAUAUUUAACUAGAAUUUGUAAAGACAACAAAUCUUGCAUUCUUUUUGGUUGGAGUCAGA